Messenger RNA from Drosophila takahashii, 1714 nucleotides. Its product is annotated as spore coat protein SP96. The record is from RefSeq and is a predicted model, not a curated record. Lineage: Eukaryota; Metazoa; Arthropoda; Insecta; Diptera; Drosophilidae.
UGGCUAUUUAUUCAUUCUCAUAGGAAUUUCUCGUUUCUUACAAAGAAUUGGGAAUAAUUCAAGCGUCGAAGGCGACAAUGAAGCUGCUCCAUUUGCUGUGGCUGCUGAGCGGCCUGCUCCUGGUGGCCGGCCAGCAGAACAAGGACCCCGCGGCGGCGACCGUGCCGGCGGGCAACGCCACUGCCACUGUUGCACUGGCUCCAGGAUCGAAAUCUUCAGGAUCGGAAUCUCCAGGAUCGAAAUCUCCAGGAUCGGGAUCAGGAUCACCGGUUGCUACGGUUGCUCCGCUGGCGGACAAAAAGGACAACCAUACCAGCACGGCGGAGGCUCCGGGCAAGAAAAGGAACCGCACGGACACGGGUUUGCCUUCGUCCUCCGCACCAGUGGCCACUUCCUCCUCCUCCGCCGCCACGUCUUCUUCUUCUACCACGACCACCACCACCAGCACCACCACCAGUACCACCACCACUACUGCCAAGCCAGCUGUGGGAUCACCCAUAGUCACCGAAGGCCAGUCGCUGAAGGAUGUCACCAGGACUUCCUCCUCCUCUUCCUCCUCCAGCACCACCACCACCACUUCAACUACUACCACCACAACCACCACCACACCGAAGCCCAUGAAACCGGCGGUGGUCAAGAGCACGGAGGUUGACAAGCAGGAGCUGGAGAAGAGCCCCGAGAAGAACGGCACACAGGAGCUGCCCGCCAUUGCUGCGCCACCGGAGCCCAUUGUGCAGGGCCUGACCGGGAGCAGCAAUCUGGCCGAUCGCGGCGACAACGGCUAUGUGGUGCCCAUUGUCACCGUGCUGCUGACCGUGCCGCUGGCCAUCGGCGUGGUGACCAUCAUGUACCGACGCUUCCGCGACAUGUGGAGCACCAGGCACUACCGCCGCAUGGACUUCCUCGUGGACGGCAUGUACAACGACUGACGAAGGCGGGCGAAGACCUCCUCCACCUCCAGCGCCCUGGGAUGAUGAUGAUGAUGAUGAUGAUUAUUAGUUGUUUAAGAAGGGAUUCGCUUGCAUUCAAUGCAAGAUCGAUCCGCAUAUGAUGAUAUUGCUCAGUCAAUUAGGAGGAGGAGAAUAGGGGAUUAUUCGCUAGCCUUCCGAGCGGCCAAAUUGAAUUUAAACCAACUGAUUUUCUACGCUAAAUUCGAGCGGGCUUUUACGUUUAAGCAUUUUGGAUCUAUUACCAAGCAUUUGUUACCAAUCAAAUUGAUACCGACACCUAUAUAUUAAUAUAUAUGUAUCCUGUAUAUCCUAUCUACUUAAGACUCUGUACACCAGUUCGCUGUAUAUUGGAAUCGGACAUCAGACGAAGCAAAAGCAACCUCAGAGAAAAGCAUCAUCAGCGCAAUUAGCAAUCACACCCAUUGAAUCCACAAUCUAGCCGUAAUGUGCCUUACGAACCAGCUCUAUAUAUAAUAUACUAUAUAUGAUAUACCUUUACACACGAUAUUCAAAUAUUCAGAUAUUCUCCAUCUCCGAAGCUAGCGAGAUGCAUAGUUCUCCGCAUUUACUUUGCGCAACACACACAAGUAACGCAACACUCACUCAAGAAAAGCAGCAGAAACCAAAAAUCACAAGCAAUCGGCCUGAAACAAGCAACAUUUAUUGCAUUACGAUAUAUAUAUAUAGUGUAUACACAUAUAUUUCUUGUUGUUAUCAACGUAACAAUUUCAAUAAAGCGAAAGGCAGUCAAAUUGAAUUUUAAA